Molecule: messenger RNA, 1632 nt
Organism: Rhizophagus irregularis DAOM 181602=DAOM 197198
Lineage: Eukaryota; Fungi; Glomeromycota; Glomeromycetes; Glomerales; Glomeraceae
Source: RefSeq, a predicted model, not a curated record
AUGGUAGCAUCAUUUUUAAUUCCGGACUGUCUGGAAACGAUAUUUUCAAACCUUCUUGUCAAAAAUCCGAACAAUUAUAUUUAUAUAUCAACUAGAGACAUACAUUCCUGCGCGUUAGUUUCAAGACAUUGGUGUCUAUUCUCGAUACCAUUCUUAUAUGCUUAUCCAUUUCAUCAUUUAGCUUUUUCAAAAUCUAAUUGGAACUACCAUUAUGAAGGAAAUUCAUCUUAUUAUAAAUUAAUUCGUACUUUAUUAAGUUGUAUUCCUAAAUCUGAAAUUGAACAAAUUCGAAUUUCAAAUUCUUUUAAUAUACGAAAGUUAUUAUACUAUAUUCCUUUUUUAAAUAAAAAUUCUUCACCCUCAUAUUCUUCAGCAACUUUUAAUUAUAUUGCUUUUAUUCGUGGUAUAAUCUUUGAUAAAAUAUUAUUAAAUAUAAAUUUAAAGAAAGUAACUGGUAAUUAUCAAAAAAUAUGGUUACCUCCUUAUAUUAUAAAUGAUUUAGAAGAUCAUCAAUUCUCAAAAGUGUCAAUUCCAAUUAUGAAAUAUUUUGUGGAAUACUUAUGCAAACAUUGUAAUAAUUUAACAACAUUGGAUUUUCCAUUUGCAAUAUCAAAUGAUAAUUUAUCUGAUAAUAUAAUUAACUUGUUAACUUUUAGUGAUGAUAAUGGAAUAAAUAAUUUAACUAAUCUAAAAGAAUUAAGUUGUAUUUAUAAUGAAGAUAUAAGUAGAAAAAAAGGAAAAUUACCAAAGGAUCUUUAUUUUGCUCUUUCAGAUAGCAUUUGUAAUCUAAAUUUACUAUGUAAUGAAAGAAUAGGAUCUUCUCGUGAGGCAAAUUCAUUAUCAAAAUUUAUUUCUUCGCAAAAAAAUUUGAAACAUGUUAAAUUAUCAGAAAAUAAAAUGAUUUCAUAUUAUAGUGAUGCUAUUUGUGGAUACUAUAAUAUUGUUUUUAAUUCAUUAUCAACACAAAGUGAAAGUUUGCAAGUAUUAGAUUUUGGGUAUUUAACCUUUCAUAAAAUCAGUAGGGAAGCCUUGAAUUCAUUAUGUUUACUUAAAAAUAUCAAAGUGUUAAAAUUACGUAAUUGUACAAUAGAUAAUUAUUUAAAUGCUUGGGCAGAAAAUUUAAAACUUGAGGUUUUUGAAUUUUAUGAUUAUAAUAUUUCAUAUACGUUAAAAACCUUUUUAAUUCAAUUAAUUCGGUCUUCUUCCAACACUUUAACUAAGUUAAUAUUGAAAUACGUUGAAGAUAUAGAUGAUCAAAUAGUCCAACAAGUUCCACUUUAUUUACACUCUAUAAUUCAUUUAGAAAUUCCUAAAGUUUGCCCAGAUUUGUUAACUAAUAUAUUUGAAUCAUGCACUGAAUUAAUUUAUCUUAGUGCAACAUUAUCAGAUGAUAAACCAUGGGAAAAUUGUAGAAAUUUAGGUAAAUUUAUUCCUAAAAAUUUACAAAAAAUUCGAUUCGGAUAUUUCCUAUUGAUUAGUAUUAAUGAAUUUAAAUUCUUUCUUGAAGAGAGUAAAAAUAGUAAUAGAAAGUUAAAAUAUAUAGAAAUAGUAAAUUGUGAUAUUGAUGAGUAUUUAAAUGUUGCUAAUGAAUUUGGUGUGGAGCUGAUUAAAGUAACUGAUUUAUAUGAUUAG